Molecule: messenger RNA, 1587 nt
Organism: Fusarium keratoplasticum
Lineage: Eukaryota; Fungi; Ascomycota; Sordariomycetes; Hypocreales; Nectriaceae
Product: Succinate-semialdehyde dehydrogenase
Exons: 4
Coding region: 1-1587 (528 amino acids)
Biological process (GO): GABA catabolic process
Molecular function (GO): succinate-semialdehyde dehydrogenase (NAD+) activity
Source: RefSeq, a predicted model, not a curated record
AUGGUUCUGCUUCAACGCUUGGUUGCUCCCUCUUCGCGAGGCGCGCUGCGACAGUCUCCAGCCAUUGCUUUAAUGAUCACUCGGAGAGCUUCCAACAUGGCGCCUCCUAAGCUCAAAGAUCCAUCCCUUCUGAAGCAGGAUGUCUGCUAUGUCAACGGUGAAUGGGUCAAGGCCAAGUCGGGCAAGACGUUCAAGGUGAACGAUCCAUCAAACGGCGAGCUUAUCGGAACCUGUCCCGAGUUCAAUGCAGAGGAUACCCAGUCGGCCAUUAGAGCAGCUGCCGAUGCUUUCCCUUCUUUCCGUUCCAAGACGGGUCGUGAGCGGUCCAAGCUGUUGCGCGCAUGGUAUGAGCAGAUGACUGCUAAUGCUGAGGAUAUCGCCAAGCUCAUUACCUGGGAGAACGGAAAGCCUAUUGCUGAUGCCAAGGGCGAGACCACUUAUGCUGCCAACUUCCUCGAGUGGUUUAGCGAGGAGGCCCCGCGAGUGUACGGUGACACUAUUCCCAGCUCUGUCCCUGGAAACCGGGUAUGGACCAUCAAGGAACCCGUGGGAGUGUGCGGUUUGAUUACACCAUGGAACUUCCCUGCGGCCAUGAUCACUCGAAAGAUUGGACCUGCGCUGGCAGCGGGUUGCACAGUUGUCUGCAAGGCCCCCGCCGAGACGCCAUUUACUUCUCUGGCUCUGGCCGAGCUGGCUCAUAGGGCAGGUAUUCCCAAGGGCGUCGUUAAUGUGGUGACUUCUAUGGAGAAUACCCCUGAACUCGGCGAGCUUCUUACUUCUGAUCCUACCAUCAAGAAGAUUUCCUUCACUGGGUCCACUGGGGUUGGUAAGCUCCUUAUGAAGCAGUCGGCUGGUACUCUCAAGAAGCUCUCGAUGGAGCUCGGUGGCAACGCCCCGUUCAUCGUCUUUGAUGACGCCGACGUCGAUGCUGCCGUUGCUGGAGCUAUUUCGUCCAAGUUCCGAUCCUCGGGACAGACGUGCGUGUGUGCUAACCGCAUCUACGUCCAGCGUGGCAUCUAUGAUGAAUUUGUUAAGAAGUUUACCGAAAAGGUCAAGACAUUUAGCGUGGGUAACGGUUUUGAGCAGGGUGUCACACAUGGGCCUCUGAUCCACGAUCGUGCAGUCCAAAAGGCCGAGGAUCACGUCAAGGAUGCCGAGAAGAAGGGUGGCAAGGUCACUAUUGGAGGCCAGAGACUUAACAACCUGGGCUCCAACUUUUACGCACCUACCGUUAUUCGAGAUAUGACAUCUGACAUGGACAUGGCGUCGCAGGAGACAUUUGGACCUGUGGCUGGUCUCUUCCCCUUCGAGACGGAGGAAGAGGUGGUUAGAAUGGCCAACAACACCGAAGUUGGCCUGGCUGGUUACUUCUUCUCGCGCGAUCUCGAGCGGGUGCACCGCAUCGCAGAGGCCCUCGAGGUGGGCAUGGUGGGCGUCAACACUGGUAUCAUCUCGGACCCUGCUGCACCCUUUGGUGGCGUCAAGGAGAGUGGCUUCGGCCGUGAGGGCUCGCUGUACGGUAUUUCCGAGUACCAGAUCACCAAGAUGAUUACAUACGGAGGAAUGGGCAAGGCUCUCCAGUCAUGA